Molecule: messenger RNA, 3671 nt
Organism: Schistocerca cancellata (South American locust)
Lineage: Eukaryota; Metazoa; Arthropoda; Insecta; Orthoptera; Acrididae
Gene: Ifrd1
Product: interferon-related developmental regulator 2
Exons: 10
Coding region: 190-1503 (437 amino acids)
Source: RefSeq, a predicted model, not a curated record
GCAUUCAUUGCGAAUCACAUUGGCCGUGAAGGCUUGCUUCGUAUGCACUGAGCUGCAUCAUGUUCAUGGGCUUUUGUCAGAUUUUAUUUAUAUGUCAAGUGAUAAGUAUACGUAAACAUAAAGCUAUAUUGAAUUGUUUACCUUCUUGAUUAAGUGUAAAUUUUAGGCUGGAUUAUAAUUGUUGAAGACAUGCCCAAAGGAAAACGAAAGGGAAAGUCAGGGUCCACUCCGAAGCUACGGCCAGACGCUGUUGGCGUAACAUCAGAUGAAGAUUCACUAAAUGAUAAUGCAAGUGUCAUCAGUCUCGCCUCAGAAAAUCGUAGCAUAGCCGAAGAAGGAGAUGAAAUUGAUGAGCAGACACAAGAAGAAAUAUUUGAAGAAAAAUUAGGAGAAGCCAUUGAUGGUUUAAAUCAAAAAUCGGCUCAGGGACGAACAGCUUCCCUUGAAUCGGUUGCAAAAGCAUUCAUUAAAAAAUGUGUACCUGAAUAUGUAAUUGACAGGCGCUUCACGUUGACUGAUGGUGUGGAACGCAGCCUAAAGAAGGGCCGGAGUGCGGAACAGGCAGCUGCAGCACAGUUGGCACCACUUCUUUGUGUACAAUUGGGUGCUGGGGAGCAUUCUGAAGAAGUUUGUCGAGAGUUAUCACCAACGUUAAGUGUUGUUGCUCACGACAACUCUGCUUCUCCAUUAGCUAGAGCAAAAUGCUGCUGGGCUCUUGCCAUGUGCAGUUUUCUCUCAGGUGGAGAAAUGAAUGAUAUAGUGCAACUGAUGCGUUCUAUGGAAACAAUAUACAGUGCUUCCUAUCUCAAGGGCAAUGGCACAGUACCUGUAGUAUCAGCUGAAGUGGCUGCUUUACAUGCAGCAGCUAUUUCUUCAUGGAGCCUUCUUUUGACUUUAAUGUCACCAGGAGAUGUGUAUAUGUUGUUAUCAGACACUGAUACAACAUUUUCACCGCAACUUUGGCAGCUAGCUGAACUCUUAGAAUCUGCACACUUAGAUGUGCGUAUGGCGGCAGGUGAAGCAAUGGCUCUUGUGUUUGAGAUGGGACGCACUCAUUCCAUAGACUUCCAAGAAGCUGCCACACCUCAGCUUAUUGAACGUUUGCGAGAAUUGGCAACAGAUUCCCAUAAAUAUAGAGCAAAAAAGGAUCGUAAGACCCAGCGUUCAAGUUUCAGAGACAUUCUGCAUUAUGUGGAGGAUGGUGAUCCACCAGAUAUACAAGUGAGAUUUGGUCAAGAGGUGUUAGCAUUAGACUCCUGGUGCAGGAAAAAGCAAUAUGAUGCUUUCUGCCAGGUUUUAGGGUCUGGCAUGAAUCUUCAUUUGACAGAAAAUGAUCUUGUUAGAGAGAUAUUUGAACUCGGAGAGAGGAUAUCACCUCUUAAUGCAGCACUUCACAAGCAGACAAAGUUAGAAAGGCAUUUGAUGAAUGCAGCAGCGUUUAAAGCUAGGACUAUUUCGAGGAGUAAAAACAGAGAUAAACGUUCCUCUGUAAUGGCAUGUUGAUGGCUGUAAUACGCUUACCAAAAUAAAUUUUCAUAGGGGAUGUACAACCAUGUUCUUCCGUAAACACAGCAGAAUUACCUUGCAUUAUGAAGUGGUAAACUACAGGAAAUAAUUUAUUGCCGAACUCGUUUCUUAUGAUAACACAGAUGUUGCAUUUUAAUAGUUUUGGUAUUAUACUUUGAUGACAGAAAUAUUAAUGGUGCUAGACAAUGACUGCUGUAAUUCUUUUUCUUUGGGCACGAGUCUUCAUUUUAGAAGUGAUUUUUACAAUUUAAGAAUGUUUGAAGUUGUUUUGAAAUGUAUCCAGAAUCAUAUAUGUAUAGUAAGUAUUAGGAACAUUGUCAGUGUAGAUAAAUUGUAAACUUUUUAUUGUUGUGGAUUGUGGCUGUUCUGUGGUUGUAAUUGUCUUGUGAGCUGGUUGAUGAUUUCUACUGAAUUACAUUCUCAAGACUAGGCUGUACAGUAUGAAUUGCUUACAUGUUAAGCAACCUGGAAUAUCUAAUACUCUGAACUUUUUUGUGGUGAGAGAAUUUUAUCUUCCUUGUAUUAUCUUAUUGACAAAACAUUCAUUAUUCUUCAUUUUGCUGUUAGAGGAGGCAAGACAGGUCCCUGAAACUGUGGAUAUGUCUCAGAAAAAAUUUAUUCUUUCCAUGAACUUCUGUCAUAGUAUAUGUGACAGACUAUGAAAAUUGGGAUAUUAAUGCAUUCCAAAUUGAAAUAAAUACUGUACUGUGGGAAGAUUGUGAAUGUUGAACACAAUUAAUUUAUUUUGUAGACUGGUUUAGUUGAGGUAUUUACAGUAUUCACUGUUGAAGUGAUAAAUAUUAUGUGCUUAGCAGCUUCGUUUUAUGCAAGUGUGUCAAUGAUCAGUGUAUAAAAUGCAUUUACUUCAUCACUGACUUUUCCCCCCUUCCCCUAUUGAAUGAUUUACAGAAGAGAAACAAUAGAUAUCAUAUGAGGAGCAUAUCACUUCAAACUUGUUUUUUGUUUUUUUAGUAAAAAGCGGAAAUGUUUGACAGUAAAGAAACAAAUACAUUGAAACUGAUUGGAUUUCUAAUGGAAUUUUAGGAUUAAACAAAUUUAAGAAAGGCAUGAUAUACUGUAUUUUCAUAACACUUGUUUUCUGCAGUCGGAGGUUACUGUUCCAGACAAAAACUUUCAGCCAGGUUAAUUUUACUAACAUUUGUAAUGUAAAGAGUAUAUUUGAUAUUUCAAAUGGUCUGUUGUGAUUUUUAUAAAUGUAAUAACUUAACCACAAAACUUUACAGAAAAUAAAUUGAAAGAGAUUUCAUUGAAGCAAAUCAAGCAUAUUUGUUUUACCAGUUUCAAGCAAUGAACAUAAUGGUAUCACAUCUUAUGAAAGUUGAAGUCUUGUUGGCAGAAUGGCUUCAUAUGCUUGUAUUUAUUAUCACGAUGAAAAUGAGUCAUAUUUGUUUUACAAAGAAAGGCAAGGAGCCUGCUUCUCAUGUUUGUUAGUUGUACUGUGUUGUUCUGUUAUCUAUGCAAAGUAAUUGUACUAGUCCAUUUAUAUAAAAACCAUGUUUGUACAGGUGAUAGAUACUUGGAAUAACUUCUCAAAAGAGACAACAGUUUUGAACCUAAAUCAUUGUAUUUAACAAAAGUUUAGUUGAAUGUUCUUCCACUAUUUUGUUUUGGAAUUGUGUAGGCUUUGCUUGUCCUUUGUAAACAUAAUAAUUUUAUUAGCCCUUUUGAUGGUAUUUUCAAAUUAUUAACUUUGUUACAACUCCUUGACAGAAAUCUCCUAAGGAAACAACCCACAGAAAAAUUGAGAGAUUCUGUUCUGUCUCAAUAUCUAAAAAGGUAGUGCCUCUUUCGUAAAAUGUAUAUAAUAGAAAACGAAACAUGGGCAACAUUGUGUACAGAUUCGCUAGAGUUGGGUUGUGUUCAUUUUACUUGUUAUUGUUCUGUUUUAUAUAAUACCAUUAGUUAAUGGUAACACAUAAUUUAUUGUUGGCUUAAUUCCACGGAAUAUAUUGUGUACAGUCAAAUUUUAGUUCCUGAAACAUUGUACUGAAUGUUCCACAUUUGUUCCAAGCAGACAAAUGGAAUCUGUUAAGCGUGGUUGUAUAUUUACAUUAAAUGCUAUUAUAUUGUACAUUUACAUUAAAUGUUGUACAAUCAGUAAAUUAAUAAAUUGUUUCAGGAUU